Molecule: messenger RNA, 976 nt
Organism: Schistosoma turkestanicum
Lineage: Eukaryota; Metazoa; Platyhelminthes; Trematoda; Strigeidida; Schistosomatidae
Source: the annotation of a GenBank genome assembly
GAUUAGUUAGUCGCGCUUCGCUAGAGCUUAAUGUUCCCAUCACCUGCAAGAUUCGAAUCUUUAGUGACGUUGAGCGAACUAUUCAGUAUGCGAAGCUCCUCGAAGCUUCAGGAGCAUCUAUGCUUACAGUUCAUGGACGCACCAGAGAGAUGAAGGGUCAAAAAACUGGACUCGCUGACUGGAAUCAAAUCAGGGCAGUAAAAGAAGCUGUGAAAAUACCUGUUAUCGCCAACGGAAACAUUCGGUAUUUAUCAGACGUUCAUCAGUGUCUGGACUCUACUAAAGCCGACGCGGUGAUGAGUGCAGAGGGUCAUCUUCACAACCCGGCUUUAUUCUUAGGAAUCCAACCAUGUAUCUACGACAUGUGUUUUGAAUAUUUAGAUUUCGUGGAAAAGUACCCAACAUCCAUGCAGAUUAUCAGGGGACAUAUUUUUAAACUGUGUCACCAUGCAUUGGACGAACAUUCUGAAUUUCGUUCACUAAUUGCAUCUUCUCAAUCGAUUAACGGGAUAAAAGAGAUAUUACAGAAAAUGGCCUAUCACUGCUCGUCUUGUGUACGAAACAGUUCAAAUGAAUUACCUUAUCCCCAUUGGUUAUGUCAACCAUAUGAGCGACCACUUACAGUUUCAGAACAAAAAAGUGAAAUUUCGAUGCAAUCAGUUGAUGGAUCUCAUUUUCAUGGAGUUGAUAGUACUGUCUCUGCUAAAAGGGUCAUGCUGAUGGAGGAAAGACGCAAUCGAAAAGCUACAAAGAAGGAGAUUAAACUUGCUAAGAAGUUAAUAAUUGUUAAAGGAAAUCUUAUAUGUUCUAGUUGCAAAAAGAACCGGAAAAGUUUGAAUUGUUCAAGAUCCGUUUGUCGCACCUGUUGUCAAAAUCAAAAUGAACCUGACCUGAAUUCAUUGACGAACAUCUUUUGUUCAUUCCAUCAUCGCCAAACAAAUCCUUUGUCAGAUUAAUAUAUUUUUAUUUUCACAAA